Messenger RNA from Theileria equi strain WA, 303 nucleotides. RefSeq lists its product as hypothetical. Lineage: Eukaryota; Apicomplexa; Aconoidasida; Piroplasmida; Theileriidae. The record is from RefSeq and is a predicted model, not a curated record. The transcript has 3 exons. The coding region runs from base 1 to 303 and encodes 100 amino acids.
AUGAGUACAAUAGUCCCAAAGGUAGGUGUUGUUGUUUUCGGCUUGCUGACAGUUUCUCAGAAAACCCCUGUGAAAGUCAGCAGGGCAAAAUCCGCCAAUGCGUCUGUCUCACUAUUCGUGUCUGAAUUGAAGGAAAUUCUCAAUAAUCAAACGGCAUGUGUACCCAAUAAGGAAAUGCUCGAUUUAGCGAAGGAGGUUAUAGAAGUUAAUAAUUUGCCGAUCCAGCCAGAUGAAUUGCUGAAUAGGGCUAACUACUAUGGCUAUAUCCUGAAGCAGGGCACCUUCUGGAAGACAAAUGUGUAG